CAAUUGCGCGCACACAGACACCCAGCAAAAAAAGACACAUAUAGAGAUGGGUAAGCUACCUAUGAUUUUCAUGCUCUUCUCAGUGGUCAUAGCGAUUCCUGUAGCUCAGGGAAUUCUUCAAGACCCUAAAGCAGUUGAAGCCUGGUUCCAAAAGUUAGCCCACGCCAAAGAAAAGGUAACCAAACUUCACUUCUAUUUUCACGACAUAGUUACUGCCAAGAACCCAACUGCUAUUCAGGUGGCUCAAUCCAGAGUGACUGCUAAAUCACCCACUUUAUUCGGCCUAGUUCGGAUGUUUGACAACAUACUGACGGCAGGACCCGAACCCACUUCCAAGAUGGUGGGUCGAGCCCAGGGGUUCUACGGUUCGGCCGGAUUGGAGGAAUUUAGUUUGCUCAUGACCAUGAACUUGGUGUUCAUUGAGGGAAAGUACAAUGGCAGCACUCUAAGUUUUCUGGCCCGGAAUGCAGCAUUGAAUCCCCACCGUGAGAUGCCGGUCGUUGGUGGGUCCGGUAUUUUCCGACUGGCACGCGGAGUCGGUACGGCAACGACGUAUUCCUUUGAUUUUGCCACGGGAAAUGCUAUUGUGGAGUACAAUGUCAUGGUCAUACAUUAUUGAGUCUUGGUGAUCACAUGGUGGUUUUCCUAGUAAAAUUAAUGUCAUGGUCGUGCAUUAUUGAGUCAUAGUGAUUUUCCUUCUCUCUCUGUUUGCCUUUGUCUUUCAUUUACACUAGAGACUGUAGUAUUUGUGGGAUUCUCUUUACCCAAUGGUAAGAAUAAAUUAAGUUUUGUCCA
Molecule: messenger RNA, 795 nt
Organism: Cornus florida
Lineage: Eukaryota; Viridiplantae; Streptophyta; Magnoliopsida; Cornales; Cornaceae
Product: dirigent protein 23-like
Exons: 1
Coding region: 47-619 (190 amino acids)
Source: RefSeq, a predicted model, not a curated record